Teleopsis dalmanni is the source of this 2933-nucleotide messenger RNA. RefSeq names its product pre-mRNA-splicing factor CWC25 homolog (gene Cwc25). The coding region runs from base 203 to 2392 and encodes 729 amino acids. Gene Ontology annotation, cellular component: U2-type spliceosomal complex. The record is from RefSeq and is a predicted model, not a curated record. Gene Ontology annotation, biological process: mRNA splicing, via spliceosome. NCBI's taxonomy places the organism in Eukaryota, Metazoa, Arthropoda, Insecta, Diptera, Diopsidae. The transcript is spliced from 3 exons.
UAUAUUUUUAUUUCAGUUGUUUAUUAGGAAAGUUAGUUUGUGUUUAAACUCGAACGAUAUCACUUCAAAUUGUGUAGUACUUAUAUGCAAGUUGCUGAAUUUUAAAUAAAAGAUUAAAGUUUUUCAAAGAAUCAAAUUGUUAAAAUUAAUAAUUGUAAUUUACAGUGUAAAUUUCAUUGUUGCAGAAUAAAAUACUUCCAAAAUGGGUGGCGGAGAUCUCAACCUGAAAAAAUCUUGGCACCCGAACACAAUAAAAAAUCAGGAAAGGGUUUGGAAAGCGGAACAAGCACAAAGUCAGGAGGAUAAAAGAUUAAAGGAGCUUCGUAAAGAAAUUGAGGAGGAAAAAUACCGCGAACGGCUUGUCAAAGUUGGUGAAACAUCUGGUGUAUUAAGUAAUGACAAUAACGGCAAAAUGGAUUGGAUGUAUAGAAAUAACUCGAACCUGAUUAAUCGUGAGGAAUAUUUGCUUGGUCGUCGUGUUGAUAAAACAUUUGAAACCUUGCAAGCUGAAGAGAAGGAAAGUACAGAAGUAUUUGUGCCAGGUAUGAAAAGGGCGGCAAAUCAUGUAGAACAUGAGUGCAUACCAACAUCUAUAAGAGUUUAUCGCGAUAAUAUGACAACUGAACAAGUAGAUUUGCAGCGAAAAAUUUUGGAAGAUCCUUUAAUGGCUAUAAAACGAAAAGAAAUGGAAUCCAGAAAGAAAUUAUUGGAAAAUCCUGUUAAACUUAAGGAAUUACAUCGAUUGCUUAAAAAUGACCAAAAAACAAAAGAAAAACACAGGAAAAAAUCGAAGAAAUCUAGAAAUAAAGGCAGCGAUGACGAUUCAGCUUCUGAGGAAGGCAAAAAUUUAGAUAAGGAGUUGGAGAAGCGUUUCAAAAAAUUCAAACACAACAUGAGCGAUUUAAAUAAAGAUAUAACAAAGCUCCUUGGAGCCAAAUAUGAAUUUAUUACAAAGGAAUUGGACAAAUCUACUGGUGUUAAGAAAAGGAGUGGCAAGUCAAGCAAGAGAAGUCGUAGUCGCAGCAGAUCUAGAGGGACGGAGAUUGAAUAUACUCGCCAUAGACGUAGUCCAAGUAACUCUAAAAGACAAAAUAAAAACAGAUUUAGGACUAAUUCUGUCAGUAGCAGUUCCAGUGUUGAACGGAAUGAACGAAAACAUAAACAUUCUAUCAAAUCACCAAAAUAUCACAAUACAGCUAAUAAAGUGAGAGACUAUAAAAAAUCUAAAGAGAAGCGAAGGAGUGCAAGUAGCAGUAAUGAUGAAUAUGAAUUUAAGCAAAACAAAAUGACACGCGGAUCAGUUUCGAAAGAAAAAAUACGUGAAAAAGGUAGGACUACUAAUAAGAAGCGUUUAAGUAGAAGUCGUUCAAGGAGUCGUACUUGUGAAGGUGAAUACAGAUAUAGCAAAGAUACAGCACGUGGUGCAUUUUCUAAAAUGAAAUACUCAAAUAAAGAUCUCUCGAAUCGUUGGAGUAGUGAAGAAUCCGAGCUUAAACCUAGCAAAAUACGUUAUCAAGAAGACCAUGCCACCAGAGGUCGCUCAAAAAGCUGGGGUAGUGAAGAAAUUGUUUUUAAUUCAAAUAAACAAAUUCAACGGUUAUCACCAAUAGUAGAGAAACGUAGAGAUAAUAAAAUCACUACAGAACAAUCCAGUAGCAAACGUUCAAAUAGUAGAGAUAGAAGAAGCUAUGCUGAUAGUAGACAAAAAUAUGAUAGAAAAGAACGUUCAAAGUCACCAAAAAGCUCGAAGUACGGAGCAAAGGUGUCAACAGCAAAUAAAUUUAGGCGUUCUACCAGAAGUCGAUCAAGAAGUAAUGCAGGUCGAAGAAAUCGUAGCCCUAGUAAUGAUAGACGUUACAUUAAGCCUUCAAGGUCUUCUAUGGAACGAAAACGUGAAUACGAUGAAGGUACAAGUCAUAAAUCAAAGCAUUUAAGCAGAAGUGGAUCUAGAAGCAAAACUUAUAAGAAGGCGGACUAUCAUUCAAAAUCUCCAGCUAGGCAUGAAAGUUAUAGCAAUUCGAGUCGCAGACGUUCACGUUCAACCACACCACGCAGGCAGCAUUCUUCGUAUGAGCAACCACGAAAGGAGUAUAAAACAAAAACCGGUAAUAGUUCUUUGAACGCUGAAGAGAAGGAAGCUCGUUUACGUGAAAUGAUGGCAAAUGCUUCUUGGCGUGAGGAAACUCGAACCCGUGCCGUACAAAAGCAUCGUGAAGCAUAUGCGCGCGAGGAAGAAAAUCAUAGAUCAAGCACUUUUGACAAAGAGUUUGUUGAUAAAGAGAUGAAAAAAGCUAUAAGCAACCAAUCAUCCAUAACAUCGCGGAUACAAUCUAAUCUAAACAACAUACAACGUUCAUCGCUUGCCAUGAACUCAAAUUUCGCAAGAAAGUAAUGUAUUUACAAGAUGUGUAGUAUUAUAAUUUGGUUCAUUUCUAUUUACCGGUUUUCGAAGUGAACAGUUAUUUUAACAAUGUCACUUCUAAAACCGUUUCCUGAUUAUUGAAUUAAACUAAUAGUUAUUUAAUUUUUAGCCAAUUUAAGAAUAUCACAAGAGUAGAUCCGCAAGAGUCUGUUUUUUUGUGGAACUACUGAAUCGUAAAUAAGUCUAGAAGAUAAUUUCAGGUCAUGUAGUGCUCCUGCAUUAAAUUCACUACAAACUCAAAUCGUAAGGAUAUAAUCAGGUCUAUAAAUGUAGGUUUAUAAACAUACAAAAAGAUGAUAAACUUUGAAAUAAAUAGGUAAAGGGUGUUUCGGUUUUAGUGUGUGUUAAAUCGUUCCUUGGUUUGAAAAACAAAAACAAUCGUGUGUUGAUGUCAGGGUAUCUAAAAAGGCUAUCUGAUAAACAUCUCGAAAAACUUUCACUCAAAAAACCUGUACUCAAAAAAUUUUCACUUAGAAAAUGAUUGUCUUGAAAAUGGUUUAUCGAAUAAAGA